Molecule: messenger RNA, 1748 nt
Organism: Exophiala xenobiotica
Lineage: Eukaryota; Fungi; Ascomycota; Eurotiomycetes; Chaetothyriales; Herpotrichiellaceae
Exons: 1
Coding region: 5-1603 (532 amino acids)
Molecular function (GO): hydrolase activity, acting on carbon-nitrogen (but not peptide) bonds
Source: RefSeq, a predicted model, not a curated record
CAAUAUGACUCUGCCCAUCUCAUCGACGACCCCGGAAAACAGCUUGGCUUACAUCAACGGGCGAGUCUUUACGAUCAAUGGCGACGCGCCAUGGGCAGAAGCAUUCAUUGUCGAUCCAAGCGGCACCUUCACAGCCGUUGGUACUACUGGGGAGAUCGAGGGAAAAGCUCGACAUGACAAGCUUGCCAUCUAUGAUCUUCGAGGACACUUUGUCAUGCCUGGCAUCCACGAUGCUCAUGUGCACAUGCUCUUAUCCGGGAUAGCGAUGACUUCUCAAAUCAAGCUUCCAAUGGAAGGGCUCAACUCGAGAAAUGUAGCCGACGAGCUGAAGCAAGGCAGCUGCUUGUGCAAAUAUGCCCAUGUCAACCAGGACUGGCUAAUUGGAUGGACAUACCUGGUGGAGAACUUCGAUCGCAGCUCACUAGACAAGGACUAUCCAGAUAUUCCCGUUAUGAUUCGAGGGGGUGCUGGUCACAGCGCGUUUCUCAACACCGAGGCAUUGAAACGUGCCGGAUACGACAUUGAGUCCGAGCAAGACGAUCAAGGCACACGAUACAUGCGGGACAGCCAAGGCCGCUUGACGGGUGAGAUGGCUGAGAUGAGCAUGAGCAAAGUCUUGAAGAAGCUACCGCAGCCGAGUCUCUCGCAUAUCAAACGGGUGUUGAAGGAUGCCCAGCAUAUGCUUCAUCGUGCGGGGGUGACCAGCUGCCAGGAGGCCUCUGCCAAUUCGUUAAUGCUUCAUGGACUGCGUGAGCUCGAUGCCGAAGGGGCUCUGAAAGUCAACAUGUACACGCAUAUCGUGUACGCACCUGACUGGAUCGCUGAGGAAGGGACGGCGUCCCUGCAUGGCCUCAUUGAUAAUGCGGCCAGCUUCAAAUCCAGCCACGUCGAUACCCGCUUUGUCAAGAUUAUUCUUGAUGGCGUGCCGCUAGAUCCUUAUUAUACGCACGCAGGCCUCACAGAGGAUGGGACUGUUGACGCAUCAAAAUUGUUCAUCCUCAAUGUCCAUGAAGCGGUGCAACAGUACGACGCUAGGAAUAUUACCAUGAAGAUCCACUGCACAGGUCACGGCGCCACGAAGCUUGCGCUUGAUGCAUACGAAGCAGUUCGAGAGGUGAACCCAAAUGGUCCUCGGCACGAGAUUGCCCAUUGCUCAGGCGUACGCGACAAUGACUACAAGCGUUACAAACAGUUGAAUGUAACGGCCGAGAUGUCACCGGCUUUCUUCUUCGUGCAUCCUGUCACAGCUGCUAGCGGAGGCCUCAUGGAUUGGAAUUUUCCCAAAAUGCUUGAAGCAGGUGCUCAUGUCACAAUCGGAAGUGAUUGGGGGGCAGGGGAAUUGCCUGAUCUGCUGCCAUCCAUGGCCAACAUUGUCGAAUCUGUCGGUAAUGGAGAUAGAGUAAUUGGAGGAGAAAAAAUCUGCCAUAUGCUGACGCUCGCGGGUGCUGAAGCAGUCGGCAGAGAUCAAGAGUUCGGCAGCAUCGAAGUCGGAAAGAAAGCCAACUUCAUUGCGGUCAGCAAGGACUUGAGUAAAGGUGAGUUCGAGGGUGCCAGGAUCUUGACGACGUGGUUUGAGGGCGAAAUCGUGUACCAGGAUAGUUGAGCCACUCAAAUGAAUCGCCGAGAAUUCCAAAUUUCUUGACAGUAUGACCAAAUAUCACAACAGCCUUUGUCUCUCAAUCUAAGCAAAGUCAGCGUCAUCUGCAUAGCUAAUGCACCUAUCCAAGCAUGACAUUACUUCCAACCUU